UGGGUUUUGUCUGCGUUUGUUUUCUUCUUCUAAUUCAGAAAUCAAACUAGUUCUCUGCGCUCAAAGUUUGUAGCUUUAUUCAAUCUGGGCACGUCGAAUGGGCUAAAGAGGUGUAAGCAAAUUCUCCAUUGAUGAUCAACUGUUUAAAAGACUCAAUACAUGUUUUGAUGAGUGUUUUGCUUUCCACUAGUGAUGAUGAUGAUGAUCAUGAAGAGGUUCUUGAACUUGUCGAUGGUCAUAGGAAUGAUGUGGUUAGAGAAGAAGUAGAUGCAAAGGAAGACGAAGGUCAAAUUGUUGGUGACACUCUCACUCUGAAAAGUAGUCUUAGAAAAGCGGAUUCAAAUUCAAUAGAAGCUGAGAAGAGGGAGAAGAAGAAGGUACAAUGGGUGGAUGUGAUUGGGAAGGAACUUGCUGAGAUUCGAGAAUUCGAACCUAGUGAAGAAGAUGAUAUUGACUCUGAUCGAGGAAAAACCUGUGUUUGUGUUAUCCUAGGCUCAGUGAAGUCCAUAAAGAAUGUGAAUAGAUCUGUGGUCCACAAGUAUGUUCUUCGGAAUUGGUCAUUGUUUAGAGUGAAAACUCAAUUGCUUGUUUGUAAUAAACGAAUCCAAGUGAAGGGAGAUGCGAAUUUAUGGAGAAGAAAAAGGAUCAAACUAAAGCUCGAACCGAAAGGAAAGAGUCUCACCAUGUCUUUAGCUCCGAGCAGUUAUCCAUCUCUGUAUUCUUCACCUUCACUGCCAAGAACACAGCAAACCAAGCAAAACCCUAGUGUGAUCACUCAAUCCAGUUUCAUUUCCGCCAAAAGUCUCUUCCUUUCGAGCAAUUCGAAUUCUUUAUGUAAUACCCAUGUUGCCAAACGCCGGAAUUUAGCUUCGAAGGCGUCGGAGACUGAGUCGACGGCGAAAACUGAAGGAGGAGGAGAAGGAGAAGAAGAAGAAGAGAAGUAUGAAACAUAUGAAGUUGAAGUGGAGCAGCCUUAUGGUUUGAAAUUCAGGAAAGGAAGAGAUGGUGGCACUUACAUUGAUGCUAUCCUACCCGGUGGAUCAGCUGACAAAACCGGAAAGUUCACCGUUGGCGAUAGGGUUAUUGCCACAAGUGCAGUGUUUGGGACAGAGAUUUGGCCUGCAGCUGAGUACGGUAGGACAAUGUACACUAUCCGUCAGAGAAUUGGUCCCUUGCUUAUGCAAAUGGAGAAGAGAAAUGGUAAGGCUGAAGAUACUGGUGAGUUAACAGAGAAGGAGAUAAUAAGAGCUGAGAGAAACGCCGGAUACAUUAGCAGUAGAUUGAGGGAGAUUCAGAUGCAAAACUAUUUGAGGAAGAAAGAACAGAAAGCUCAACGGGAGAAGGAUCUUCGUGAAGGGCUGCAAUUUUCCAAGAAUGGUAAAUAUGAGGAAGCAUUGGAGAGGUUUGAGUCUGUGUUAGGAUCUAAACCAACACCAGAAGAAGCAUCAGUUGCAAGUUACAAUGUUGCUUGUUGCUACUCAAAGCUUAAUCAGGUUCAAGCUGGUCUCUCGGCUCUGGAAGAAGCAUUGAAGUCAGGGUAUGAAGAUUUUAAGAGAAUCAGAACAGAUCCAGAUCUGGAAACUCUCAGGAAGUCGAAGGAUUUUGAUCCACUCCUGAAGCAAUUCGAUGAAUCUUUCAUCAAUGAGAGUGCCAUUAACGCCAUCAAGUCCUUGUUUGGCUUUAACAAGAAAUAGUUCACCUGAAGUUUGUGUCUUUUGAUGUGAUCUGUUCAUAGCUUCUCUUCUCUUUCUUGGCAAUAUAUACUUGUGAGGAAUUGUAUUUGAUUAUAAAGGUGUUCUUUCUUAUGAAAUUCUUUAACCACUUCAGCCAAUUUAUACCUUUUCAUAUGAAAUGACAAUAAAUCUUCAAAUCUUUGGAAUAAAAGUUUCAUAUUUGA
This is a messenger RNA of Arabidopsis arenosa, 1897 nucleotides long. Lineage: Eukaryota; Viridiplantae; Streptophyta; Magnoliopsida; Brassicales; Brassicaceae. The record is from the annotation of a GenBank genome assembly.